GUUGUGGUCAGCCGGAUGAAAACUAUUCAGUCUUCUUUCUCACAAAGUUCUGACAAUCCUAGCUCAGUAUUUCCCAUGAGAUUUGUGGCAGUUUCUGCAACGAUUCCAAAUGCAGAAGAUAUUGCAGAAUGGCUUUCAGAUGGCAAGCGGCCUGCUGUAUGCCUGAAAAUAGAUGAAAGACACCGUCCAGUGAAGCUUCACAAAGUUGUGCUUGGAUUUCCCUGCAGUAGCAAUCAAACUGCAUUCAAAUUUGACUUAACACUUAACUAUAAAAUAGCUAGUGUUAUUCAAACAUAUUCUGAACAAAAGCCAACACUUGUGUUCUGUGCCACAAGGAAAGGAGUUCAGCAAGCUGCUUCUGUACUGGCAAAAGAUGCUAAAUUUAUUAUGACUAUAGAACAAAAACAAAGAUUACAAAGAUCUGCAAAUUUAAUAAAAGAAGCCAAGCUUAGGGAUCUCUUAAUUUGUGGAGUUGCUUAUCAUCAUGCUGGAGUAGAAAUGUCUGAUAGAAAAACAAUUGAAACAGCUUUUAAUAUGGGAGAUAUACCAGUUCUUUUUACUACUAGUACACUUGCCAUGGGAGUAAAUUUACCAGCACACCUGGUAGUUAUAAAAUCAACAAUGCAUUAUGCUGGAGGAAUGUUUCAAGAGUACAGUGAAACUGAUAUUUUGCAAAUGAUUGGGAGAGCAGGAAGACCUCAAUUUGAUACAACAGCAACAGCAGUUAUCAUGACAAGGCUAAGUACAAGAGACAAGUAUGUUCAUAUGUUAAAUGGUGCAGAUACAAUAGAAAGCAGUUUGCACAAACAUCUAAUUGAGCACUUAAAUGCUGAAAUAGUGCUUCACACCAUCACUGAUGUGAACAUAGCUUUAGAAUGGGUGAAAUCAACUUUCCUCUAUAUCAGAGCUUUGAAGAAUCCAACUUAUUAUGGGUUUUCAGCUGGACUUGACAGAAAUGGGAUUGAAGCAAAAUUACAAGAACUGUGUUUGAAGAAUUUGAAUGAUUUGUCCUCGCUUGAUUUGAUCAAAAUGGAUGAUAAUCUCUAUUUCAAAACCACAGAAACUGGACGACAGAUGGCUUGGUAUUAUAUUGCAUUUGAUACUGUAAAAAAGUGUUUCAUGAUUAAUGGAACAGUAACUUUAUCUGAACUGGUUGUAUUGAUAUCUGGUUGCAGUGAAUUUUCAGACAUCAAAUUAAGAACAAAUGAGAAAAAAGUACUGAAUUCCUUGAACAAAGAUAAAAAGUGGAUGAAUAUAAGAUAUCCAAUGGAAGGAAAAAUAAAAACAAGAGAAAUGAAAGUAAACUGUCUUAUUCAGGCACAGUUAGGAUGCAUUCCCAUCCAAGAUUUCACCUUGACGCAAGAUAUAGGAAACAUUUUUAGAAAUGGCAUAAGACUUACAAAAUGGUUAUCUGAAUUUCUGGCUACCCGUCAAAACAACUUUAUUGUAUUACUAAACGCUUUGAUUUUAGCAAAGUGCUUCAGAUGUAGACUUUGGGAAAAUUCACUCUAUAUAUCCAAGCAGCUAGAAAAAAUUGGCAUGACUUUAUCAAAUGCAAUGAUGAAUGCAGGACUGACCUCCUUUAAAAAAAUAGAAGAUAUAAAUGCAAGAGAGCUUGAAUUGAUUUUGAACAGACAUCCUCCUUUUGGAAAUCAAAUUAAAGAAUCAGUAGUACAUCUUCCAAAAUAUGAACUUAACAUAGAGCAGCUGGUAAAGUACAACGAAGCAGUAGCUGAAAUCAUAGUGACAAUCAUAUUAACCAACUUUGAACAGCUGCAGAUAAAAAGAACUGCUCCAGAUUCUCAUUAUACAACCCUAGUAAUAGGAGAUAAUGAUAAUAAUGUGAUUUUUAGACAAAGGAUUAUGGAUUCUGCUUUGCUGAAAACUGGAAACUGGACAAAAAAGAUUGAAGUGAGAAGAGCUGUUAAUUCUGAUGAGCUUAAUAUAAAUCUAAUCAGUUCUGAAUAUGUUGGAUUGGAUAUUCAGCAGAAAUAUAAACCAUUUUACUUAGGACCAAAGAAGGUUGGAAUUAUGAUCACUCAUGGAAAACCUGAUAGCUCUCAAACUUCUUCAGUAGGAUCAUCAAAAUUAAGAACAAAUAAAGCCACUUGUAGCCAAGAAUCAGUAAGCAUAAAGAAUGGAAACAGAAAAUGCAAUCACCACUGCAAAAAUAAAGAAACAUGUGGACAUGACUGUUGUAAAAUUGGAGUUUCAGAGAAAUCGAACAUGAAGAAUGAGUCAGUUUUUUCUUCAUAUCUUACUGACUUAAGAAACCGGAAUGCUGAAUCUGCCAUUCCCCCAGUCAAGCGACUAAAGAUGCAGAUGUCAAAUAAAUCUCAAAAAGUUGAUCUUAAACAAUUUAGUUAUAUUCCAAAAGCUUUUCUUCCAGCAUUGCCAAGAUUAGAGCAUGUACAACAUCCAAGAUCCCCUUUAGCAGAAGAUAUCUACAGUUCUGAAGUUUCUCAAAGAUUUCAACUGGAAUCUGAAGUUCGCAAAAUGAAUGGUUUCUUUGCUAUCCAGCAGUCUGAGGAAAACAAUAACCCGAAAAUGAGCUCAAACAAAAGUCUUGAAGAGUCUUCAGUGAGCAACUUGACUGAUGCAGAUAAAAGCAUCUCUUUGUUUUCUGAAACUUUGAAUAUAAAUUUUGAAUUAGGAAAUGAAAUUUGGAAUGAUUAUGAUGAUGGGAGUUUUGUACAUGGCAACCCUUUUACUGCUAAUAUGCAGAAGUUAAAAGAUCCAGAAUCUUCUCCGCUGGAAUCCAGAAACAUGUGCAUGCAGAAUUUGAGAAAAAACUCAUCAUUUUGCCAAAAUACUCAGAAUAAACCUCCUGGGAUACCUUUUAAAAGUUAUUCCAUAGAUAACACAAAACCUGAUAUCUACCUGCAAAAUUCUUACUCUCCCUCACUGACUCCUCCAUCCAGUAGCAAAUUGUUUACAGAAUGUGGAAGUCAAAAUAUUUUUAGACUUCAAGAAGAAUAUAAUCCACCAGAAAAUCUGAAAAUGGCACAAUUAACUGCAACCUCAGAAACAGCCUUGAGAUCUUACCAAACUGAUGGAAAGGGAGACUUUUUUAUUACCAACAGAAAUAUGACAAAGGGGGCUGAUCUUAGGCAACAGCUUGAGGACGAUGGUGAUAUUAAGCCUUUUCUUGGCAUAUUUGAUGGCCUUUUCUAAUGCUCAUAAACACAAUAUUUUAUCAGUGGAAAAGAAUAAAUCUUAAUUUUGAGGAUGAGAAUUUUCUACUUUUUCAGUUUAUAAUAAUUCAUUGAUAGUCAGUUUUGCUAUAUGGAUAAUACCGUAAUUACCAAAACACUAUAUAUUUACUUAUUCAUAUACUUAAUUUGUAAUAUUGUUUAAAUGUCAAAAUGUUUCAUUAGAUAAGAAUGUAUUCAAAAUAUACUAUUUUUGAAUUUUAAAUUUUACAGUUUUAUUCUGGAAAAUAAUAUCUUUGCUAAAUAUAUCUCUUAAAUAAAUAUAUUUGUGAACUACUUUUUAUUUUAUUUUUUAUUAUUUUCUUUCCUUUGGUCAGUGUCGACAACUAGUGGCUGCUUAGACAAAUCCCCGCAGUUUUCUUGGCAAGAUUUCAGAAGCAACUUGCCUUUGCAUUCUUUUUAGGACCGAGAGAGAGUGGGACUAGCACAAGGCUGUCCAGUUGGCUUUAAACCUAAGGCAGGACUAGAACUCAUGGCCUCAAGACCUCUAAUUCAGCACCUUUAACCACUACACCACAAUAGCUUUAUUCUUAAAUUAUUGCUGGAAAAAAUACUUUUUCCAGAUUUUUAUAUCUGUCAAUUACUUGUAUUAACUUUGCAUUUUAAAAUUAAGUGUGUGUUUGUGAGUGCAUUGCCAACUCUUUGUAGUUUUAAAUACUAUUAUCUCAAAUUGGUUUUUAUUCAACGAGGGUAAGAAUGCGUUGGAUCCAAAUAUUUUCAUGAAUGAGGGGUUUUUUUGUCAUAGAAAACAGUUUUCUAUGAAUAAAACGGAAACCCCCCCCCCCAUAAGCAGAACCCUUCUUUCAUGAACAGAAUAAAAUCUUUGGAUUCAAUCUGUCUAAUAUAUUUGCAUCUUAACUGGAGAAAUAAACUCAGAAUAAUACAAAAUAUAUAUUUUAAUUGGACAUUAGGAUAUUACCACAUGGAAUAGAAUGAUGCUUAUAAAAAACAUGAGCAUACUGUAAAUGUAUGUAUGUUUCUCAGCUGUUCCUUCUGCAUGCAAUUCUGGUGACCUCUAAAAAACCUUUCCCCAAUAUCUGAGCUUCUUUGGAGGAGCCCAUGGAUUCUACUUAAAGAAAAAAUUGUACUAAAGAAGAAAAGGCAGCACAUACAGUGAUCUUUGGCCAUUUAUGUUUAUAUAUAUGUGUCAAUCAUAAAAACAGAAAUGUAUAGCUGUAAGAAGUACUGCUCAAGUGUUUGUAAAUAUUCCAUUGUCAUUCACUGAAUCUUACUAUGUGUCCAGUUUGUAUGCAGAAACUUAAGGGCAAUCAACAGAUUAAAUUUUUUGAGUUUUAACAGAUCCAAGUUCUCAGAAACUAAAUCAGUGAUGAAAAUAGCCAAAGAAACAAGUCUUUUUUAAUUUUGGUGUGGCAACUGGUAUAUAUUAAACUCAAAUCUUUGUUCUUUCUUCAGUCAUACCUAUUACUUGCUUUCCUCUUCAGUCAUCUGUGGCUCUCAUCUCAAAAUUAGAUGUUAAAAUGAUUUGCAGCUUACUAGAGCAUUCCACCAUCAUACUGGAAACAAUUGAUCAAUAUAAACAGAUUUAGUCCUACUGUUUACUUAUCUACCCGGGAGAAAACCCAAUGGCAUAAGUGGGGUUUAAUUCUUAGUAGAUAUAUGAGGAUUAUCAGUGUCUUUUAGAUGAAAUGAAUGGAAUAUUAUCCUCCCACCUUACAUUUUGGGUAGAUUUUAUAUCAGAUAGCACCAUGGAAAAAAAUUACUCUCCGGGUUACUUUCUUUUGCUUCUCAAAUUAAAUUUUGCCCAAGGGUGGGAUUAGUAGUUAUUAAUGUUUUUAUUUCAGUCUUAAAAGUGAUUAAUGUUCAAAAGAUAAAUUUGAAGUUUCUUCUUACAACUUUUUUUCUUUAUGUAAUACUGCCUUCAAUUUUCAUAUGCUGCUCAUCAAUAAUCUGUCUCUCAUACCUUAGGGAACAGCUUCAGUUCUUUUUGCAAUAUACUUUACACUGUGCUUUUUAUUUUAAGAGGCUUUAAUUUCCAUAUUCUACCACAGGAUAAAAGUGAAAUCCAUCAGCAAGUUUUGAAGUUAUGAAUGAUAGAACAUAUUUCUGGUAGACUAUGUCCAAUAAAACUUUUAACAAACAAUUUCCACUACAUGUCUAGUAACUACAUUUCUUGUUAAGAAUGUCUUGUAAUAAAUAUGAAAUCUGCAGGAGUAUAAAAUCUGUGUUGUGCCA
Messenger RNA from Crotalus tigris (Tiger rattlesnake), 5405 nucleotides. It is a transcript of the gene HFM1, whose product is annotated as helicase for meiosis 1. Lineage: Eukaryota; Metazoa; Chordata; Lepidosauria; Squamata; Viperidae. The transcript has 29 exons. Bases 16 to 3174 code for a protein of 1052 amino acids. The record is from RefSeq and is a predicted model, not a curated record.